This is a messenger RNA of Anoplopoma fimbria (sablefish), 1305 nucleotides long. It is a transcript of the gene tnfb, whose product is annotated as tumor necrosis factor b (TNF superfamily, member 2). Gene Ontology annotation, molecular function: tumor necrosis factor receptor binding. The coding region runs from base 129 to 890 and encodes 253 amino acids. Lineage: Eukaryota; Metazoa; Chordata; Actinopteri; Perciformes; Anoplopomatidae. Gene Ontology annotation, cellular component: membrane. The transcript is spliced from 4 exons. Gene Ontology annotation, biological process: immune response. The record is from RefSeq and is a predicted model, not a curated record.
CAAAGAGAGAAGUAUCAGCUCAGAGCACUGGAAGCACCAGAAGACACAGAGACAGCCUCCAGUGUUUAAUUGCUAUAUUUUAGUUUUUUCUGAACUGCACUCAGUGAAGACUCAGAGUUGUACACAGUAUGGUGGCCUACACAACAGCACCAGGUGACGUGGAGACGGGUCUUGAGGAGAGGAUGGUGGUUUUGGUAGAAAAGAAGUCCUCUGCAGGACGGAUAUUUAAGGCAUCGCUGGCCCUUCUAGUUGUGGCCCUUCUCCUGGGAGGCCUGCUGUUUGCUUGGUACUGGAGUGGACGACAAGAAUUGAUGACACAAUCAGGCGAAAAAGAAGCGCUAAUCAAGAAUGACACUUCCGAGAAAACAGAUCACCACUCCAUGUUGAGGCAAAUCAGCAGCAAAGCCAAGGCAGCCAUUCAUUUAGAAGGUAACUGCGAUGAAGACUGCGAGAGUUCCAAAGGCGAGCUGCAGUGGAGAAACGAUCAAGGCCAGGCGUUCGCUCAGGGCGGCUUCCGACUUUUGAAAAAUCAGAUCGUCAUCCCAAAAACUGGCCUCUACUUCGUCUACAGCCAGGCGUCGUUCAGAGUGUCCUGCAGCGAUGGCGACGAGGAGGGAGCGGGAAAACGCCACACGCCUCUCAGCCACAGGAUCUGGCGUUACUCAGACUCCCUGGGCAGGAGUGCCUCUCUGAUGAACGCGGUGAGGUCGGCGUGUCAGAACACGGCCCAGGAGGGCAGCUACAGGGACGGACAGGGCUGGUACAACGCCAUUUAUCUGGGCGCUGUGUUUCAGCUGAACAGAGGAGACCGACUGUGGACGGAAACCAACCAGCUAUCAGAGCUGGAGACCGAGGACGGCAAGACUUUCUUCGGCGUGUUUGCACUUUAAAAUGACUCUUUUCUGGGGUAGAAAAGAACACGAUACAAAGCUCUGCACAGUGCCAUAUGUUUUGGCUUUGUUUUUUUUUAACAUUAAGUAUGUUUUUUGAAUUUUCUUAUUAUAAUUAUUCAUCUCAUGGUGAUGUGGAAAGGUUUAAAUCUCAAUAGAGAUGAAGCUUGUAGCCAAACAGGCGGUGCAGAUUUUUAAAAUCCUAUAAACUGUAACAGUUUGCAACAUUUGUUUCUAUUUUAGGCACUUUUUGUACAUUAUUUAUGCUGACUUGAGAUUGUAGUAGGCUGGACCUUCUUUGCUGUAUCAGACACAGACAGAGCUCUCUACUGGAGAGUUUAGGUUCAAGGACUAUGUACAGAACUAUUAUCGCAACCUGUAUGUAUUUAUUUGUAUUUAUUUAUAUUUAAAUCGU